AUGACCCUUGGUUCUAUUUUCUUAACAGACAUGGCACAGGAACGAGGACACAUACCGCUGCCCAGAGCUGAUGCCAUCCGUUCACGGCUUGUUGACACUUUCUCCCUCAUAGAGCAUUUGCAAGGCUUGAGCCAAGCAGUACCAAGGCAUACUCUCCGGGAGAUACUUGAUCCUUCUCGCCAGAAGAAACUCAUGUCAGGAGAUCAGCACCAGCUAGUGCGCUUCUCCCUAAAGCCCCGGCACAUGGGGCACAUCACACAUUCCCAGCGAAUGCUGAGCAGGCUUCGUGUGCGGUGCAGUCAGAGACCACCUCUUUCCCUAUGGGCUGGAUGGGUUCUUGAGAGUUCUAUCUUCUCGAAAUUCAUCAUCUCCCUCAUCUUUCUGAAUACAAUUGUACUGAUGGUCGAAAUAGAAUUGAUGGAAUCCACAAAUACUAAGCUUUGGCCAUUGAAGCUGACUUUGGAGGUGGCAGAUUGGUUUAUCUUAUUUAGUUUCAUUUUAGAAAUCAUUCUAAUGUGGAUGUCCAGCUUUUCUCUCUUCUGGAAAAAUGCCUGGAAUGUCUUUGACUUUGCUGUUACCAUGUUGUCUGUGCUUCCUGAGUUUGUGGUGUUGAUGGGCGUCUCGGGGAAGUCUGUAUGGCUCCAGCUGCUGAGGAUCUCCCGGGUGCUGAGAUCUCUCAAACUGUUUGCACGAUUUCGUCAAAUUAAAGUUAUUAUAUUGGCUCUGGUCAGGGCCCUGAAGAGCAUGACGUUCCUCUUGAUGUUGCUGCUUAUCUUCUUCUACAUUUUUGCUGUAACCGGUGUCUACUUCUUUGAAGACUAUUCCCGUUCAACUAUCGAGGACCUGGAGUACAACAUGUUCUUCUCGGACCUACUAAAUUCCCUGGUGACAGUGUUCAUCCUCUUCACCUUGGAUCAUUGGUAUGCAGUACUUCAGGAUGUCUGGAAGGUACCAGAAGCUAGCCGUGUAUUUAGCAGCAUCUAUGUGGUCCUUUGGUUGUUGCUUGGCUCCAUUAUCUUUCGAAAUAUCAUAGUAGCCAUGAUGGUUACUAACUUUCAGAACAUCAGAAAUGAGCUGAGUGAGGAGAUGACCCACCUGGAGGUUCAGUAUAAGGCUGACAUAUUCAAGCGACAGAUUAUCCAGAGAAGACAAAACCUGUCCCCUGAAGCAGCAAGAGAAACAAGUCAAGGAAAGGCCUCUGAAGAUUUAUUAGAACCUUCUAAAGGGUCUGAACUCAGUGAUGCCGAAAAAAGUGAUUCUGACACAAGUGAUGCCGAGAGGAGUGAUGCCCAGAGGAGUGAUGCUGAGAGGAGUGAUACCCAGAGGAGUGAUGCCCAGAGGAGUGAUGCCCAGAGGAGUGAUGCCCAGAGGAGUGAUACCGAGAGGAGUGGUGCUGAGGUAGAUGAUGCUGAGAAGGAUGAAGCUGAAAAAGGACAAAAAAAAUCAUCAAAAACCAACGUCUACUCUUCUUCUUCUUCCUCCUCCUCCUCUUCUUCAACCUCCUACAGUUCCUUUUUAGUUGACUUAGAUUAUGAUGAUAAGUUGGACUGGGAGACUCUUGUGCAUGAAAACCUGCCUGGGUUAAUGGAUAUGGAUCAGGAUGACCGUGUUGUUUGGCCCAGAGAUUCACUUUUCCGAUAUUUUGAGUUACUGGAAAAGCUUCAGUAUAACUUAGAGGAGCGCAAGAAGUUGCAAGAAUUUGCAGUUCAGGCCCUGAUGAGUUUUGAAGACAAGUAAAGGUACAAUGGAUGGACGGCCAUGUCUUUCAACC
Phodopus roborovskii (desert hamster) is the source of this 1771-nucleotide messenger RNA. RefSeq names its product cation channel sperm associated 2 (gene Catsper2). Gene Ontology annotation, cellular component: CatSper complex; membrane. Gene Ontology annotation, biological process: monoatomic ion transport; flagellated sperm motility; fertilization. Bases 1 to 1737 code for a protein of 578 amino acids. The transcript has 12 exons. The record is from RefSeq and is a predicted model, not a curated record. Gene Ontology annotation, molecular function: calcium-activated cation channel activity. NCBI's taxonomy places the organism in Eukaryota, Metazoa, Chordata, Mammalia, Rodentia, Cricetidae.